AAGAGGUGUUGGCUGGCUACCAUAACUCCUCCGAUUUAAUUUAACACCACGCCCGUUACAGAAACUUCUUCUCAGUGCAUCUGAACAUUUCGGUUAGUCGUCAGACUCGGGUGAAAACAAUACACCGCUUGUAUUUUUGGGGGGAGUAGAUUCUAGCUACCAUGCGUAACUGGAUUAAUGACGAUGCAUGCUCUGCUAAAGUGCCUGUUUUGCUACCUCAUCACAAUCACACUGUAGGCUCCUGCUCAUUUCUUGUCCAAACCGGUAUGUCUGAUGAGGAUUCACGUGCCAGCACCAGCUCUUCAUCAUCUUCUUCCUCCCAUCAAAAUAAACAGAAAGACACACCUUGCAAGAAACGGGAGAGCAAAGCCAGUAUGAACAAGACCUCCAAGCUGCUAUCCACCAGCGCAAAGAGGAUUCAGAAAGAGCUGGCAGAUAUCACCCUGGACCCUCCUCCAAACUGCAGCGCCGGCCCCAAAGGGGACAACAUCUAUGAGUGGAGGUCAACCAUCCUGGGUCCACCAGGCUCUGUUUAUGAGGGAGGGGUAUUUUUCCUGGACAUCGCCUUCACACCUGACUACCCCUUCAAACCACCCAAGGUGACCUUUCGGACCAGGAUCUACCACUGUAACAUCAACAGCCAGGGUGUGAUCUGUCUGGACAUCCUGAAGGACAACUGGAGCCCUGCCCUGACCAUCUCCAAGGUGCUACUCUCCAUCUGCUCUCUGCUCACUGACUGUAACCCAGCUGAUCCCCUGGUGGGAAGCAUCGCCACCCAAUACACGACAAACAGAGCUGAGCAUGACCGGACAGCCAAACAGUGGACGAAGCGGUACGCCACAUAGGACCAUUGAGCUCGGGGAGGGGUGGGGGAUGGGGUCACAUCUGGGAGGGUAUUUCUAUUUCAGAUUUUUAGUACUUUAUUGUCUGGUGUAUUUUUUUUCUUUCUGAUUAAGUUAUCUCAGCAAAUAUGGAAAUAAAUAAUUACAAUGAAAA
Esox lucius (northern pike) is the source of this 996-nucleotide messenger RNA. RefSeq names its product ubiquitin-conjugating enzyme E2 E1. NCBI's taxonomy places the organism in Eukaryota, Metazoa, Chordata, Actinopteri, Esociformes, Esocidae. The coding region runs from base 162 to 845 and encodes 227 amino acids. The transcript has 6 exons. The record is from RefSeq and is a predicted model, not a curated record. Gene Ontology annotation, molecular function: ubiquitin conjugating enzyme activity. Gene Ontology annotation, cellular component: nucleus. Gene Ontology annotation, biological process: protein polyubiquitination.